UACUUUCUACUUGAGAUGCUGUGGUCACUGCUUAUGGCAACAUCUCCAAUAAAUAGAUGCUCUGAAACUCCUUGCAGACUGAGGAGAGCCAGAGGCAUAGACUGCAAGAAUGGCACAUGAAGCAACUCCUAUGGGAAGUGCUUGGGACAUUGAUGAAGAAUACCACAUAGAUGAAAAUGUGGGCUUUGCUCUACAGAAUCCACUGACUGCAAGAAUGGCACAUGAAGUAACUCCUAUGGGAAGUGCUUGGGACAUUGAUGAAGAAUACCACAUAGAUGAAAAUGUGGGCUUUGCUCUACAGAAUCCACUGGAGGAACUACCUCACCCUUAUGAUGUUUGGAUUUCCAUUGUUAAAGAACUUCCUCUCCUGAUUGAGAUGGAUGAACUACGUGCAGAAGCUGAAAAGUUACCAUUGCUCAGCAUUGAUGACCUCCAAGGACACAAGAUGCAGCGCCUUGCACACCUGGUCCUAGGGUAUAUCACCAUGGCAUAUGUGUGGAACCAAGGUGAUGAUGCUUGUAAGGUCCUGCCAAGCAAUAUUGCUAUCCCUUACUGCAAACUCUCUGAGAAGCUGGGACUGCCUCCCAUCCUGGUAUAUGCAGACUGUGUCUUGGCAAACUGGAAGAAAAAGGAUCCCAAUGGGCCCAUGACUUAUGAGAACAUGGACAUUCUGUUCUCAUUUCCUGGUGCGGAUUGCAGUAAAGGAUUCUUUCUGAUUUCUCUAUUGGUUGAAAUAGAAGCUGCUGCUGCAAUACAAAAAAUUCCCACUAUAUUCAAUGCAAUACAGCAUAUGGACAAAGAAACUUUGCAAAAUGCACUGGAUUUUGUAACUUCUUGUCUGGACAGAGCCCUUAAAGUAUUUCAGCAAAUUCGUGACCAUGUGGACCCACAUCUUUUUUUCAAUGUUCUUCGCAUAUACUUGUCUGGCUGGAAAGGAAACCCCAAGCUUCCAGAGGGUCUGCUGUAUGAAGGCGUCUGGGACACCCCAAAAAUGUUCGCUGGGGGUAGUGCAGCUCAAAGCAGCACAUUUCAGUGCUUUGAUGUUCUGCUGGGCAUCCAGCAUAGUGCUGGUGAAGCACAUGCUGCUGACUUUCUCCAGGAAAUGCGAACAUAUAUGCCACCAGCUCAUCAGAAAUUUCUUCAUUCUUUGGAGUCAGCACCUUCAGUUCGCGAGUUUGUCCUUUCACAAAAGGAUGAUAACCUAUGGGAAACUUACAAGAAAUGUGUGAAUGCCAUGGUCUCCCUAAGAAGUUACCAUUUGCAAAUAGUGACUAUAUAUAUUGUAAUUCCUGCAAGACAACAGACCAAAAAUACCCAGCCAUCUGAAGAGCCACCAGAAGAGGAAAAUAAAGGAACUGGAGGCACUGAUGUCAUGAAAUUUCUAAAGACUGUAAGAGGUACAACUGAGAAGGCCCUGAUGAUGUAACCCAAGCAAAGGUAUAUUUCUUCAGGACAAAGAUGUCUGCAUUUGUUAAUGCUACUCAUUCUAUCAGAUCCACAAAUUAGUAUGUAAAAAUUUCUUAAUUAUUUUAAAAAUAUUUCUUCUGAUGUCUGUGAAUUUCUUGCAUAAAAACAAUAACAAGCAAUUAUGAUAGAAGUGUUAUGAUCUAUAUAAUUAGAAUGUAAUGAUAAAAAUUGAUGUGAUAUAAUAAAAGAACUAAAAGUUGACUGAUUCAUAACUAUAAUUAAAUAUUGCUCCAAAUGAAACCUAUUCUACACUGCCACCCUUCGAGCAUGGCUAAUAGAUUCCUGGACUUUUUCUUUAGUAAUAUCACACUUUUUCAUAAUUACCUGUUUACUUGUCUUUAUUUUCAUUACAAUGUAAGCUUCAUGAUACCAGGGACUCUCUGGUUUACCAGAUCCAUGCAUCUCUAGUUCUUAAUAAAGAUGUAAUAAAUGUUUUGGAUGAAUAUUUCAUUGAUGUUAUGAAUAGAUCAAUACGUGUUAACAAGAAGUCACAUUUGAAAUACACUUUUCCUAAGAGUUCAGAGCUGUCAGGCACUCACACUCUGGAGUGAGCUAUUUAACAAUGGAAUCUAAGAAAGUUAGGGCUGGAGAGGAACUCAAAAAUCACAUGAGUAAACACAUUUUGAAGAUGAGGGAGCUGAGGCUCAGAAGAGUGAAGUAACUUAGGAUUGUACAAGGAGUUAUGUGAGAGGAGAACUUAACUUUUUUGACAACUCUCAUCUUUUCACUUGACUUGAAGUAAACUAGAUUAGAGAAGAAGAGAAUUUUGGAAGCUGGGAGGUGUAGGAAAUGAGAUGACUUAGUAGGAUUUCAUGAGAUAGUAGAUGGUUAGCCAGAAAUUGGGUAUUCUAUUAAAUAUGAAAAGAGGAAGAAGGUACAACAGUUGUCAGCAAGCACUUUCAAUUUACGGAAUGCCCAGUUCUGAGGAGGUAGGUUGAGUAAAACCAAGUAAAAUUGAGGAAGGAAAUGUGGUAACAAAUGUGGUCUAACAUCUGAAAAUAAUUGUAAUAUUGUUUCUCAAACACACCCU
Molecule: messenger RNA, 2497 nt
Organism: Molossus molossus (Pallas's mastiff bat)
Lineage: Eukaryota; Metazoa; Chordata; Mammalia; Chiroptera; Molossidae
Gene: IDO1
Product: indoleamine 2,3-dioxygenase 1
Exons: 11
Coding region: 110-1426 (438 amino acids)
Biological process (GO): 'de novo' NAD+ biosynthetic process from L-tryptophan
Cellular component (GO): cytoplasm
Molecular function (GO): indoleamine 2,3-dioxygenase activity; heme binding; metal ion binding
Source: RefSeq, a predicted model, not a curated record